AUGGAGAAUCAGGAAGAUGUUCCGGGUAAACACUAUGGUCGCCCGAGGGUUGAUUUGGAGCCCUAUAAAGCCGAGGUCAUUGCCUUGCACGAGAAAAAGAUGAAAGGUGACGACAUCUGCAAGCAUCUAAAGCAACAACAUGAUAUCCAAAUCUCCCCGCGCACCCUCACCAAGCGUCUACAGCAUUGGGGAGUGAAAAAGAAGAUGGAACACUUCUCUUCCAAUGAGGUGCUUCAUGCGCGGAUCAAGAAUCUUUUCUUCGAUGUUGGUCUGGGCGAUUCGGAGAUCCUCACUGUUCUAAAUGGCGAGGGCUACGAUAUCUCACUUCGUACCCUCCGAAGACUUCGUCAUCAGCUAGGAAUCCGUCUUCGUCUUGACUCGCCAACCGGGCAACAGGAGCAAGUCCAGGAGAUCCUUGAAGCCUUGGUUGAGGAGAUGGACAAGGGAACCAUUGAAGGAUAUGGCAAGGAACUACUGCAUAAUCAUUUCCGCAGCAAGGGAUAUGUCUUUGCUAGAGAUCGCCUGUACAAUGUCUACCGUAUGCUCCGUCCAGACAAUGUCGAACGCCGCACGAGUGAUGCCCCGCGCCGAGUUCCUCCGCCAAAGAUUCUAGCUGGUCCUAACUUGACUUGGCACGUGAACAGUUAUUCAAAGCUGGCUAAUUUUGGGUUUCGAAUUCAUGCAGAGAUUGAUUCAUUUUCUCGCUAUGUUCUCUGGCUCAAUGUUGGUGUUGGUGCUCACUCUGCCGUGAGCGUCCUGAAGCAUCAUACUGAUGCCGUCUCUUCCAAGAGCCUUCAACCGCGCAUACUCCGAUCCGAUUUAGAAUCUGAGGUGCCUCUUCUGGCAGAUGCCCAUCUUAAUCUCCGUCGCGCUUCUGAACCAGAUGUGGAACGAGAACAAUGCUGUGCUCCUGGGCGAGCCACAGACACCCAUCGCAUUGAGUCCUGGUGGGCCCAGCUUGCCAAGUCGGUGGUGACCCUUUACUAUAACUAUUUCCGCCAACUCCACACAGAAGGACUAUUCUCAAGUUCAAUACUAGCGGACCAAGUAUCCCUCCUGGCAAUCUAUAUGCCAAUUCUCCGCAGUCAUAUAAACUCCUACGUUCAAACCUGGAACGUUCACAACAUCCGCAAACAAAAGGACCACCCAGAACGUGCGCCAGGAAAACCAUACAUGAACUACCACCACCCACCAAAAGGAGUCGAAAACUUCGGCCUACCAAUCGACCAGCCCACCCUGCAACUACUCCAAGAAAGCCACAGAGAUGUUGAUCCAGAGCAAUAUCUUCCACCGGAUACACUCCGGUGGUGUAUGACGCAACUUCAAGAGUUGGAAUUCGAUCCGUAUAGCCCGCCUGCCCGGUUGCCUGGAGACCUUCAGCCAUUCCGGUCAGUAUAUCUUGAUCUCCGGGAGAGAGCGUGGCGGCAUGAACGUUCCGGGGCACAGCCCCAGUUGGCACUCUGUGAAACUCCUGGUCAGGGAUUACAGGGAUAUGCCCCUUCACGAUAA
Messenger RNA from Penicillium nucicola, 1509 nucleotides. RefSeq lists its product as uncharacterized. Bases 1 to 1509 code for a protein of 502 amino acids. The record is from RefSeq and is a predicted model, not a curated record. NCBI's taxonomy places the organism in Eukaryota, Fungi, Ascomycota, Eurotiomycetes, Eurotiales, Aspergillaceae. The transcript has 2 exons.